Quercus lobata is the source of this 435-nucleotide messenger RNA. Its product is annotated as protein PLANT CADMIUM RESISTANCE 7-like. The transcript has 5 exons. The record is from RefSeq and is a predicted model, not a curated record. NCBI's taxonomy places the organism in Eukaryota, Viridiplantae, Streptophyta, Magnoliopsida, Fagales, Fagaceae. Bases 1 to 435 code for a protein of 144 amino acids.
AUGGCUUCAGACUCAGAGAACGUGAAUUUCAUUCUUAUAUCUAAUGAACCGAAAUGGUCUAAUGGUUUUUGUGAGUGUGGUGUGAACAAAUGUACAUGUUGCAUAACAUGCUGUUUCCCAUGUAUCACCCAUGGCCAAAUCGCUGAGACUUUGGAUGAAGGGAAAAGUUCAUGUUGUUGGCAAGGGUGCUUGUACUUCUUGUUGAUGGGGGUCUCAGGUCAUUGGGUUCUCUACUGGAUGUAUAGAAAUAAAUUACGAGCAAAAUUUGGAUUACCAGUUGAGCCUUGUGGUGAUUGUUGUAUACAUUUUUGCUGUGAAUCAUGUGCUCUUUGUCAAGAGCAUGCGGAGCUAAAACAUAGAGGGUUGGACCCUUCUAAAGGUUGGGUUGGCCAACCAAAUGCUCCUCCACAAUUCCCACCAUUGAUGUACAGAUGA